UGAACUGAAGAAAAAGUGGGAACGAUUCGAACGAAAAGAAAAGUGAAUUCGCAAAAUCUGGUAUCAUAUACACAUCAUUGAUGUUUUAUCCCUGAAGUAACAAUAUUUGUCCUACAAUUUUAUUAUUUAAUUUUUAUUCAUGUUGAGCAAUUACUUUAAAGAUGAGCCAGUUAGACAAAAUCAAGAAUAUGAUUUUCGUAUGACAACAAUGAAACGUCUGUUAUCAGGUAUGUAUCAUGAUUCAAUUGGCGUAUUGGGGGAGUGUUCCAGUGCAAAAAGAUCGAAAACAUCAGAUUUUGAAGAAUCCACAUCAAUAAACUGGUCACAUCUUCCAGAUGUAGUAAUUACUGAAAUUUUUGACAAUUUGAAUCAUACUGAUAGAAUAAAUGUAUCUUCUGUUUGUAAGCAUUGGAGAAAGAAUCUUUACAAUAAGAGAUGGUGGAAGGACAUUACUUUUACAGUUGAACCAGACAAGAUUAACAAAGCAAGAUAUUUAAUUGAAGCCUUCUCCAGAAUUGUAUCUCAUGCCACUAUAAAGUUGAACACCUUUUCUACAGAAUGCAUGGAAGAAUUUGUAUCACUCAUACAAAUAUUAGCUGAUAAUCCUAACCUCAAAACAUUGAUCAUCGAACCAACUCAUUGCAAAUUUUUCGAAUUCCCACCAGUGGAAAUAAUAAAAGAAAAUUUGGAAAAUGAUAAUGCUAUAAUUAAAAAUUCAAUAAUGAAAUGCCUUCCGAAGUUGAAUAAGUUUAGUAUUGGAUGUAUAGAAGACUUAUCGAAUGAAGUGGAAAACUUUUUGAAACUUUUGAAUAGGAGACAUUCCGAAAGAGUAACUGUUCUUGGACUAGCAUCUGUUAAAGAUGAGCCUGGAAAAUGCAAAAAAGUUGCGUUGAGACCGUCCAUCUUCAAACCAUUUUCUGGCUUGGAGAUUCUAAGUAUAGAUUAUGAUGAAAUGAGUGAUGAGUUCUUGAAUAACUUACAUGAUGCUACAAACCUAAGAAGAUUAGUAGUGCACCUACAUAGCAUUAGGCCAAGUCAUCCUGGUACUUCAAACGAAACCUGGCAAACAUUCAAAGAAACUCAUCCAGAAUGUGAAUUCCGAUUAACGGUUAUACACGCAUUCAAAGAUAUCCAUAAUUUGCACACUAAAGUACUCAGGAAACAGAUGCCUCUUUCUCAUCUCAAAGUCUUCUUUUGUGAAAGUGUGAACAUAUCUGUGCUGGAAUGUCUGUCACAAUACUACCAAGAUACACUGCGCAGUUUGAUAUGGGUAGAUUCUCUUAAUCAGGAAGGGGGUACUUGGGCAAUAACUACACCUUUCUUUGAAACUCCCGAUCCUUUUCUUCUGAUAUCUUGGUUGUGUAAAAAACUAGAGGAAAUCAUCCUCUACGGAUACAAAUAUUGGGAAGAAAAUCUCAUAGCAGUUGCAAGACUCAGAGGACCACAACUUCAUACACUGGAAAUCGCAGAAGAUGACAUACUCUUUUCCAAUAAAAGUUUCUCACCUCACGAUACAUGUCUUAAGGAUAUUCCCUUGAAUUUAAAAAGAUCUUGGACUCCCAAAAAAAGAUCUGAACUCCAUCCAGUAAUAUGUAAUCCAACUGCAGGUGAUUCGGACGAAUAUUUAUUGCCAAUAGUCCUAGCCGAUCUGCACUAGUUAAGUACAAUUUAAUUUUACCUUAGAAUUUCCAAAUAAAACCUAUUUAUUCAACAUCGAAAGGAAACCCAAGCAACUCGUUACUGUUCAUAAACUGUUGUUUCGAAUGGACCAUAAGGUAAAGCAGAUUAAAAAUAACAUUUUACGUUUCUUUAACAACAGGAACGUUUUUGAACAGUAAGAAAAUAUAUUAUAUAUAUUUCACUUUAUUCACUCGAUCAAAUAAUGUUCUUUGCCCAAUAAUUAAAUUGGUAUGAGCAUAAGCUGUAUUUUUCCUAUUGGCAGGCCAUGUUCUUGAUAUAUACAUCAUAAUAUAGCAUUUUUGCCAUGAGAACUAAUUCAAUACUUUAGUUACAUCUUGUUAAUGUCAUACUAAAAUAAAUUUGCUGUCCUAUUCACCAAAAUAUUAAAUGCACAUGUAAAGUGCAAAAAGAACUUGACAAUUUUUUAAACGGAAACUGAACAUUUCAUAAUAUUGGGCAUCCAUUAUUUGACUUCAACCUUUUUAUGGUUGUUAUCUCAAAUAACGCUAUAAUGUUUUUCUAUUUCCAACUGAUAAAUUGUCCAUCUUCAAUGUAUAUCUCUUGUCUUUUCAUUUUGUUUAGUACUUAACAAUAUUUGCCAAAAUUGUUUAUUUCAACGUUUCAUCAAAGGCAAAUUCAUCAGUGAUGGAUUUGGGAACAUUAAAGUAUAGGUAAGGGAUUAAAACAUCUGUGAUAACAUAAUUAAACAUGAAUGAUUGUUACCCAAAAACCUGUUAUAGCUUUGGUCUAUAUACAUAAAUGGUGAAUCAGGUUACCAGGCGAAAGAGAGCGUUUUCAUUUUUAUUUAUGGAUUAUUUUUAUGAUCCUUUCACACUUCAUCCACAAGAUGAAUUUUUAGGAAUAUUGUUAUUUAUUUCAUUAUAUUUUUAUUUAUAUAUCUGUCCAAUUUGUUACUGUAAAUAUCAAUUCUAGAAUGUUACCAACCAAAGAACUCCUUUUUAAUAAAAAUUGCAUCUUUAAUGAUGAAUGAACCGUAAGUAUUGACUAAACAAAUAUUUCACUUGUUGAAUAUAUGUUUGUAAUUUUUAUCAGUAUUAUUUUUCCUGAAACUGUAAGGGAUUUGUACAGACUUUUUAUGAACUGAAAUUGUUAUAAAAUGAUUCUUCCAAAUUUUUACGAAUGUAUAAUUUUUACCGAGUAAAAAAUCAUGAUA
This is a messenger RNA of Coccinella septempunctata (seven-spotted ladybird), 2854 nucleotides long. RefSeq names its product F-box/LRR-repeat protein 21. Lineage: Eukaryota; Metazoa; Arthropoda; Insecta; Coleoptera; Coccinellidae. The transcript is spliced from 8 exons. Gene Ontology annotation, cellular component: SCF ubiquitin ligase complex. Gene Ontology annotation, molecular function: protein binding. The coding region runs from base 140 to 1657 and encodes 505 amino acids. The record is from RefSeq and is a predicted model, not a curated record. Gene Ontology annotation, biological process: positive regulation of protein ubiquitination; SCF-dependent proteasomal ubiquitin-dependent protein catabolic process.